Messenger RNA from Microsporum canis CBS 113480, 984 nucleotides. RefSeq lists its product as uncharacterized. Bases 1 to 984 code for a protein of 327 amino acids. The transcript has 5 exons. The record is from RefSeq and is a predicted model, not a curated record. Lineage: Eukaryota; Fungi; Ascomycota; Eurotiomycetes; Onygenales; Arthrodermataceae. Gene Ontology annotation, molecular function: metalloendopeptidase activity.
AUGAUAGCACCAAAGAAUGGGCCGUUUAUGCCCUGGUGGAUGGCGCUACUUAUCAUUAUAUCCCUCAAUGCACAAUCAACUCUUGCCUGGACCAAUAACCCAUAUUUUCCUGUGACUCGACUGCCACCCUCGAUGCGUCCAAAGGGGAGGCUUUCCCAGAACUUCCACGAUUGUGAAGAACACCAGGACGCCAUAAAAAAAUCUUAUACCGAUGCCUAUUAUGCGGUUGGCACGGCGCUCAAACGUUUGAACGCUCUACAGAGCUUUCUACAGACACGUCCCGCAGUCGACACCGUUAUAAAAGGCAUCGACCGCUCGACCUUGUAUACUUUCGAGACACUCUUCGGCAAUCUGUAUAACGGACCUGGCAAGGGUUACCCUGAAGGGUACAAGAGGUUGAAAAUUCUCGUUGAACGCCUCACCAGGCUAGAUAGGUAUUACCACAGCUACCGUUGGGAGAUAUGGUGCAGUGAAAAUUUCCUGGCACCGCUUCCGCAGGAUAUGAUCCCGACAGACAAAGGUGAUGCCUACAUUUCUAAGCUAUACUUUGACGACCGGCCAGAAGACCUAGGUGGUCAGCGCAGGAUAUACUGCCCUUUAAGAUGCGGUGGUAAAUCUAAUGUGAGGGCUAUGACCCUGCAUUUUAGCGCCACUCAGUCACCAAGCGGGAGCUACGAUAUCGUUGUCCUCUGCCCGUGGUAUUUCGACAACUGGUUCGGAGGUGACGACACUCUGAAUUCACCCCUGGACGGGCUCAGGCAGCAUCAAUUUGACGACAAGUCGGUACACCUAGACAUGAUCUCACGUAAAACUCUUGCGUUGACUUUGAUCCAUGAGAUAACUCAUUCACUGAAGCUCUUUCCAUAUCCCAUGAGGGCAACAAGGGAUUUUGGUUAUUAUUUUGACCAAAUUACUAAACUUGCCCAGGAGGAUCCUGAUGACGCUAUAUACAAUGCUGGUGAGUUGGACUCUAGAAUUGCCUGA